Odobenus rosmarus divergens (Pacific walrus) is the source of this 1124-nucleotide messenger RNA. RefSeq lists its product as uncharacterized. NCBI's taxonomy places the organism in Eukaryota, Metazoa, Chordata, Mammalia, Carnivora, Odobenidae. The transcript has a single exon. The coding region runs from base 408 to 1124 and encodes 238 amino acids. The record is from RefSeq and is a predicted model, not a curated record.
GGCGGGAGAGGGUAAAUGGGAAGGAUCAGUGGGAAAAAAAGAAAAUAGCUGUGUUAAUAUUAAUUACUUUUUGAAAGUAUGCCCAGCCCACCCCCCCCCCAAAAAAAACCCUGAAGUUCCCGGAUUAGCUCGCUCUCUCACGUUGAACAGACCAUGUUUCCCGAGUUUGGAUAGUUUAGGGUGGGGUCAUUAGUUUGCUUCCCGAGGGGGCAGGGGGUGGAACUGAGGCAGCUGGGGCGGGGGCGGGUGACGGGGAAAUCCCCUCCCUGUCCCCGCGGAGACCGGGACUCACUGACCGACUCUCGGGCGGGGUUCGGGCCCUCUAGCCGCAGCCUGCGGGCGGAGCGGUGGCGGCGGCAGAAGAGGCGGCGGCGGCGGGGGCGCUGCUCGCAGCACGGGCAGGAGCCAUGUCAAGAGAAAACCACCAGCCAACUGAGCCCCUCCAUCCCCGCUGCAGUGCGCACUGUGACCGGGCCGCCCGCGCUGCUGCCGCCGCUCAGCCCCCACCUGGGACCCAUAGUCUGGCUCGGCGCCCCGGGCGGCGGCGGAGGGAAGGACGCGGAGGCGGCGGCGAAGACGAGAAAGAGGAGAAACGAGGUAGAAAGAGGGGUAGGAUUGGUACUGGCGGCGGAGGGGGAGGGGAGGAAGGGGAGGGGAGCCCUGCGCUAAGGGGUCUGUCAGCGAAGCAAACCCCCCAAAAGAAAGUUAUUUCAGUUCAAGCAUCUGCUCUCGAGUCUUUCUUCCCCCCACGGUCGGGUUCCGGCUCUCAGCAAGGAAGGUCGAGGAGACCCGGAGGGGGAAAGCCGAAGCGGAGGGUGAGCGUCCGCGGUGGCACAGCCUCGUUGCCCCAACCGCUGGCUGCGGAAACGGCGGCGGCCUCGCGCGCCUCCCGGGUCCGGGGCAGAGUCGCGUUUGAGAAGGGAAGCGAGAACAAACAACUUAAAAUGGCAGCGACGGCCGCUGCGUCACACGCCCCUCAGCGGCACCGCCCAGAACUCUCUGCGGCUGCGCACCGCGCGGGCCGCCACCACCUGCGCCGAACGAGGGGGAGGGGAGGCUGGAGGCGGAAAGUGUUUCGUGCCAAUCAAGCAGACAGGAAAGACGGGCAGGAGGAGAGGGCAUGA